AUGUCCGGACCGAAGUCAUGGCUCGCCAACGCCAACCCCGCGAUCACGGACAUCGGUAAACGCCUCCGAGAGCGCGCCGAGGAGACGCUCACGCAGCUCGUGGACGUGAACCCGUUGGAACACGCGCGUCCCGGCGGAGCUGAGAAUCACGCGCAGAGUCAGAAUCAAAGCUCCAGCGCGUCUUUACCGUCGGUUCCCUCGACCUCGGGCGCUUUCACGACGCGUCACGCGCCGAGGGACCAACGUGUGAUGGAACUGGAGGACCUGUGCGCGUCGAUGUCCACGGAGAUUGCGGCGUUGAAGGAUGCGCUGCGGAGGACGUCGGAGCGAGCGAGCGGAGACGCGGAGACGGAAGCGUUACGCAAAGAGUGUCAAAAAUUGCGCGAUCAGAAGAUUUGGGCGGAGGAAGAGUGUAAAGAGUUUGAGCGUGAGUGUGAAGAGCAGAGAAAGGGGCGGGAGCGAGCGGAGGCGGAGAAGAAGACGCUCGAACGCGAGUUGGAGGCGAAACAGCGGCUCGCGGGUUCGACGACGGAGACAUCGAGCGAUGCGAAAGCGGACGACUCGAAGGCUCUCGUCGAUGCGGCGGAAAAAGAGCGCGAUCGCGCGCUGCAACAGGUAAAGAGCAUGCGCGGCGUGAACGAGACGCUGCAGGGACAGCUCAAGGAAUACGCGAAACGCGUGCCGGAUUUGGAGCGCGAACGCGAUGACGCGCGGGCAGACAAAGCAGAAAUGGCGGAGAGUCUCGCACUCGCGAGGUCAGAGACGGCAAACGCGGAGCGCGGACGAGCAGAUGCCUCGGACAAGGCCGAGUCGCUGAAGAAGGAGCGGGACGCGCUCGAGGCGCAGUUGAACCUGUUGAAGAAGCGAGAAGAAAAUAGUAAGCAGGUUCAGAGCGAUGUGGAGGCGGCGAAGGAACGAACGAGCGAUGUCGCGUUGAAACGGAGACUAGCGGAGACGGAUGCGAAACUCGCGGCGGCGAAUGAGCAACUAAAAACGCUGAAGGAGGGCUCGACAAAACAGGUGAGCGACAUCGGCUCGCUCACCGAGGCAAAGGAUACCGCUGAAGCCGAGGCGCGACGUCUUAGAGAAGAGGUGAAAUUGCUCAUAGGCGCGGUAGCGGAGCGUAAUGCCGCGAUGACCGAGCUCGCGGAACUUCGCACCGAGCUCGCGGACGCGAGGCGCUCGCUCGAGGCGAACGCGCUCGCCGGAUCAUCCAACGCCGAUGUUGAAGCUGAGCGCAAUAGGGCGGAGCAAGAGUUACUCACGAUGGCGCGCCGAGUUGGAUCUCUGGAACAACAACUUCGAGAGACACAGCGUGCUCAAGAGGCGGCGGCGGCGGAGAUGGAGCGGGAGGUCGACAAGUCCGCGAGAGGAGACAAGGAGGAAAUCGAGCGACUCAAAGCGUGUUGCGACGAGCUCGAGGCUGCGCGUGCAGAGGCCGAGCGCGGCUUGGGGAAGUUAACCGCCGACUCAAAAGAAUCUAGAGAAGCUUUGGCGAAAGCGAAAGCGAUAGCGGCGGAGGCGGAGGGCGCGCUCGCUGAGCUCGCCUCAAAGGCUGAGGCGGCGGAGAUUCGCGUGGCGAAUGCGAACUCACUCGCCGACGCAUCGAAGAAAGCACUCGAGGAGUUCAAGAGCAAAGCAUCGGAGAUAGCUCGAACGGUGCAGGAUACGCUUCGCUCGGAGCGUGAUGCCGCGAAGAUCGCGGCAGAAUCUGCCGAGCUUGAUCGCGACGCUUGGCGCGAAAAAUGCAACGAGGCGCGGGAGACGCUCGAGCGCUGGCGAGAAAAGGCGCGCAAACUCAUGGCGGCGAAGGACGCCGAGAUCGAAGCAGUACGAGCGGGCACAUCGCCCUCGCGCGGUGCGAGAUCGACCCUCUUCGACGACGAAGAUACCAACGCCGAGGAGGUGGCAGCCGUCGCCGAACAAUCAAGUGCCGCACAUCCGCCGGCGCGGAGAGGCGAUAUCGACGACGUCCACGCCGAGUACCUCGCCGAGGUCGUCAAGCGCUUCUUCUUGCUCCCGUUCGACGACAAUGACCGCGCGGAUGCGCUCGUUCCCGUCAUCUGUCGCAUCUUACGUCUCUCCAUGGAGGACGAGUUCCGAAUCAAGGCGCAUCGAGCGUCGCAGCGCGCGAAAUCCGCCAAAUUCCUCGGCGGAUACUUCGCGUGA
Ostreococcus tauri is the source of this 2169-nucleotide messenger RNA. Its product is annotated as unnamed product. Lineage: Eukaryota; Viridiplantae; Chlorophyta; Mamiellophyceae; Mamiellales; Bathycoccaceae. The coding region runs from base 1 to 2169 and encodes 722 amino acids. The record is from RefSeq and is a predicted model, not a curated record. The transcript has a single exon.